AUGUCAGCUCCAAAACUUCUUCUUGGUCCACCCAAACCAUCAAACACCACCACCAACACCGCAACUAAACCUCCGAUGGGUCGCACCGAGAAAUCCUCCGCCACCUACCUCUCCUCCGGCAACCCUUGCCUCGACCUCUUCUUCCACAUCGUACCCGACACCCCCUCCUCUUACAUCAACGAACAACUCCCAAAGUCAUGGGCUCACAACGCCCUAACUACCCUCAAGCUCAUCUGCAACCUCCGUGGCGUCCGCGGCACCGGAAAGUCUGACAAAGAAGACUUCUUCACGGCAGCUUUUUGGCUCCACAACAACCACCCAAAAACCCUAGCCUGCAACCUCGCCUCUUUCGCCUCUUUCGGGUGCUUCAAAGACCUCCCCGAGAUUCUCUUCCGCCUUAUGGAAGGCCAAGACAUAAGAAAGAACCGUAAGGCCGAGUCACAUUCUAGGUCAAGAUCAAAAACAGCAUCUAGGCGAGCGUUUAAGUCGAGAACCAACAAAGGGAAGAGGAUGAGGUAUAGCAGCCGGCAGGAGCCUAGGGAGGAGAGAGUGGUGAAAGCGACGGAGAAGGCAAAGUCGGAAAAGGAAAAGGCGAGCGUCUUGAGAAAACAAAAGUUCGCCGACAUGGCAAACAAGGCCAUCUCGAGAUACGAGCGUGACCCGGACUACCGGUUCCUGCAUGAAAAGGUUUCCGAUCUCUUUGCAACUUGCUUGAAAUCCGACCUCGAAAGUCUCAAGUCUAAUGAGCGCAAAAACAUCAGCCUCGCCGCCAAGUGGUGCCCUUCGCUCGACUCGUCUUUCGACCGCGCCACUCUCCUCUGUGAAACGAUUGCAAAGAAGGUUUUCCCGCGGGAGUUGUUUCACGAGUACGACGGCGUUUUGGAGGAGCAUUACAGGUACAGAGUGAGGGACCGGCUGAGGAAGGAAGUGCUGGUUCCGUUGAGGAAGGCUCUGGAGUUACCAGAGGUUUAUAUGGGGGCACAAAAAUGGAGGUCCCUUCCUUACAAUAGGGUCCCCUCUGUGGCCAUGAAGCUUUACAAGGAUACGUUUUUUAAGUACGACAUUGUGAGGUUUUCGAAGUACUUGGUUGAUGCAAAGGCAGGGAAGACCACCAUUGCGGCCGGGGCGCUGCUGCCGCAUGAGAUCAUUGCCUCAAAUGCAAAUGGCAGUGACGGCGUGGCGGAGCUUCAGUGGAAGAGGCUGGUGGAGGAUAUGGUGAAGAAGGGCAAGAUGAAGAACUGCUUGGCUGUGUGUGACGUGUCAGGGAGCAUGGGAGGGCUUCCUAUGGAUGUGAGUGUGGCUUUGGGGCUUUUGGUUUCUGAACUGAGCGAGAAACCGUGGAAAGGGAAGGUUAUCACGUUUAGUGAGAAGCCAGAGCUGCAUUUUAUCAAAGGGGAAGAUUUGGGGUCGAAGUGUAAGUUUAUGAGGGAUAUGAAGGCGGGGUUCAAUACCGAUUUUCAGAAGGUGUUUGAUUUGAUACUUAGAGUAGCUGUGAAGGGGAACUUGAAACCGGAUGAGAUGAUAAAGAGGGUGUUUGUGUUUAGUGACAUGGAGUUCGAUGAGGCUAAUCCGGAGAGUACGUGGGAGACGGAUUAUGAGGCGAUUCAGAGGAAGUUCAAGAGGAAGGGCUAUGGGGAUGUGGUGCCUCAGAUUGUUUUUUGGAAUCUGAGGCACUCAGAGUCUACUCCGGUAACGGAGAAGCAACCUGGGGUGGCCAUGUUGAGUGGCUUUUCAAAGAAUUUGUUGAAGUUGUUCUUGAAUAAUGAUGGGGAAGUUAACCCCAACAUGGCCAUGGAGUUGGCCAUCUCUGGCGAUGAGUAUCAGAAGCUAGCUGUGGUGGACUGA
Fragaria vesca subsp. vesca is the source of this 1845-nucleotide messenger RNA. RefSeq lists its product as uncharacterized. Bases 1 to 1845 code for a protein of 614 amino acids. NCBI's taxonomy places the organism in Eukaryota, Viridiplantae, Streptophyta, Magnoliopsida, Rosales, Rosaceae. The transcript is spliced from 2 exons. The record is from RefSeq and is a predicted model, not a curated record.